AUGCCAGCACCGCUUGCAAAAGGUAUCAUCAUCACUGUCUCUGUGCUCGUCGCAGCAGGCAUCGCCGUAUAUGAGUCUCCACAGUUUAAGCAAUGGGUGACUACCUCGCGGCGUAAGAUCGCCUUGGCUCUGCACAACCUCGGUGAUGAAAUCCAACCACGGGAGUUAGCCAGAGAGGAUAUAUCUAUGUCCGAGGAAGUUGGAGAGGUCGCCGAAGAACGCAGGCGGAUUGCCCGCGCCGAAAUUAUGCGUCGAGGUACGCUCAUGGAAUCACGACGCAAGGCCCAGUCAGAUCAAGCUCUUGGUAGCUUUGAUACCCUCGUAGACGGCGAUGGCAACCUGCGCACAACUCAAGACAGUGCCGGUACCCCUUCCAGCGCAGAAGGUAGCGCUAACUCGACUGGAGUCGAUAUUGUCACCUCAGAGGCUGUUCGACGAGGAGGCAAACAGGCUCAAGUUGACUCCUCGUACAUGGAACGAGAUCGGCUGCAUCUCGACAUUCCUUCAGCUCCUGCUUCAAACCAUCCAUCGGAGUCUAUUAUUCAAUUUACGCCUACUUCCGAAGCACCUGAUCAAGAUAGCCUCUUUGACCCGUUCUCGCCCAGUUCACCCUUAUCCGCCUCUGGCUCCUCUGGCUCGAGCCAUACAGAAGAUCACCAGCAGCUGUACUAUGCUCACCCUCAUUCAGCAGUUAACAAUACUUACCAGCAUGAUCUGCUUGCUGAAUUAGAUGACUUCGGUCAUGGGAAUGCCCAGUCUGCUCAUGAUUUCUCGGCUGCCCCUUCUACAACUGGAACAUUCAGCCAUGUUGGAGGAUUUAACGGUGAAACAUCAAAUGGUACUCUUAGCGACCUUGGUGGGCGAUCAGUUGAUGGCGCAGCUACUCCUGCAAGCUGGUCUGAGGUUGGGAGUGUAAUUAGCAGCGAGGAUGCUGGUCAUCAGCAGUUGCUAUGA
Messenger RNA from Penicillium antarcticum, 954 nucleotides. RefSeq lists its product as uncharacterized. The transcript is spliced from 2 exons. NCBI's taxonomy places the organism in Eukaryota, Fungi, Ascomycota, Eurotiomycetes, Eurotiales, Aspergillaceae. The coding region runs from base 1 to 954 and encodes 317 amino acids. The record is from RefSeq and is a predicted model, not a curated record.